AUGCCAGCUCAUCCCGGAAACCGCCAUGGACUACAUUUGGGUGAGCUCAUCAACGAGGCCAUCUCCCAAAUCGCACCUUACUCCGGCUUGAUCUUGACUGUCACCUGCUGCAUCAUUGCCCUCAUCCGUCUUUACAUCCUCGACCGUUUCAUUCCGAAGAUAUACUCGCGCAAUGUCCUCCGCGACGUAACGAGCACCCAGCUGCGCAGCUUCACAAAUCACCACAUUGCCGCAGGCACAAAGAUUUUGCUCAUCUUCCUAUGCGGCUACCCACUUCUCGCCAUCAUCUGUGGCAAUAAGACGCCGCAUACUCCCUUCGCCAAGGGCUCCUCCGUCACCCUUGGAGAUAUGAUGAUCGUCUCUUCCCAGAUUUUUUGCGGCAUGUACAUCUUUGAGCUCUUCUUCCGCGAAAAGGUCUCCGUCAUCAGCUGCGCCCACCACAUCGGUGCCAUUGUCAUUGCUCAGGCCGCAAUUGCCAUGAGCAUCAACUUCGACCACGAAAAAGACGCUGUGUACGAGUUCAUUCUCUGCUUCAUCUGGGGUGCAUUUGACGUCGUUGCCGAGCUUUGGCCUCAUUUGGCCAUGAUUAUUUAUCGAACCCACAACGAUAACCACAGGCUCCUGGCCAGAAUAUUUUACGCAACGGCUAUUUUGGAAGUUGUUGGAACGACCACCGAAACUAUCAUCGUCAUGUUUCUCUUUGGUUCUCUCUGGGACAAGUGGUCCCUCUCGCUCAAGAUUACAACACCGUUCCUGCACACGUUAUUCUCGGCCGCCCAACUUUGGGGUGUCUGGAUCUUUUAUAAGAUGGGCAAGGAUCAGCAAAGGAAGAUGCAGAAGAAGAGUGAGGAAAAGCGUCCCAAUUCGGGCGACACUGCAGCUGGAAUCGUUUAA
Molecule: messenger RNA, 894 nt
Organism: Cordyceps fumosorosea ARSEF 2679
Lineage: Eukaryota; Fungi; Ascomycota; Sordariomycetes; Hypocreales; Cordycipitaceae
Exons: 2
Coding region: 1-894 (297 amino acids)
Source: RefSeq, a predicted model, not a curated record